AUGACAAUCCCACGAGUGUCAGAAGGCGGUAGGAAAGUUGAGUCGAAGCCGAGCAAGGAGGCGGGUGCCAAUAUGACCAUUUCACUCGCGCGAGAAUUUCGAAGAGCGCCCGAAAUCCGCGUUGCCUCGGCCAGCAUCAUCACGCUUUGGGCGCACAGACCGAUGGCUGUGCGGGUCGAGUUGAAUCGGCUCGCCGCCUGGUCGAGUGCCCAUCCGCACGGCCAACUCCACACGCUCUCCAACUUCUCGACUUCGAGCAUAGACACCAUUCCGCUUUCUCCACCGUCAUCACUCUGCACCUCUGCUGCUGCAUUCGACGUCUCGCUCUCGACAGGCGCUCACAACCACAUCACCGUACGCAAGCCAGCAGCCUCGCACCCCAACAUAGCGGCGCCGAUCGAUCGAGCCUACCGCCUCCACUUAAAUCUUCGCACCCAAAAGUUCGAGAGGCCGGCAUCGGUAGACCAGACAUUCACUGAUUUCGAUGGCGUUGCGUACCACCUCGAGUCGCCGAGUAAGGCGGGCCCGUUGACGCUGUCCAUGGACAUCCGCUGCUGGUCGGAGCUGGUGCAGGCGGGAGCGAUGGAUGUGCUCAAGCGCGAGUACGGCUCGUGGCUGCGCAGCUCGGUGGAGCCCGAGUACAGCGUGACGCUCGAGUUCGACUUUGCCAAGGUGCCUGCGCCAGGGCCGGAGCGCGAUGCGCUGAUCGAGAGCGUGUCGUUGCUCAAGCGCAAUGCCAUGGCGGCACCGUUCGAGCGCGCGUUUGCGCUGCAGAAGCAGCUCGAGCAGGCGUCGGAAGGCGGUCAGCCGGCCGCGCCCGGCGAGAUCAUGCCGAUCAACUACCGCGAUGACGAGGCGAUCUAUGUGAUUCCGUCGGCGGAUCGUGUGACGGUGGUGUUCAGCACGACGUUCAAGGAGGAGACGGACAAGGUGCUGGGCAAGGUGUUCCUGCAGGAGUUUGUGGAUGCGCGACGCCAGCCGUCGAUCCAGAAUGCGCCGCAGGUGCUCUACUCGAAUCGCGAGCCACCGCUCGAGGUGCGCAACGUCGCCGGCCUCAACCGCGGCGACGACGUCGGCUACGUCACCUUUGUGCUCUUCCCGCGACACUUUGCCAACGCCGAGGUGAUGGCGGGUACGAUCUCGCGCAUCCAGCUGUUCCGCGACUAUCUGCACUACCACAUCAAGUGCUCCAAGGCGUACAUGCACAGCCGCAUGCGCCACCGCGUCGCCGAGUUCCUCAAGGUGCUCAACCGCGCCAAGCCCGAGCUCGCCGAAAAGGAACGCAAGACCGCCAGCGGCAGGACGUUCCGUCGUGCAUGA
This is a messenger RNA of Moesziomyces antarcticus, 1320 nucleotides long. Its product is annotated as ARP2/3 complex. The transcript has 3 exons. Bases 1 to 1320 code for a protein of 439 amino acids. Gene Ontology annotation, cellular component: actin cytoskeleton; Arp2/3 protein complex. Gene Ontology annotation, biological process: actin filament polymerization; Arp2/3 complex-mediated actin nucleation. The record is from RefSeq and is a predicted model, not a curated record. NCBI's taxonomy places the organism in Eukaryota, Fungi, Basidiomycota, Ustilaginomycetes, Ustilaginales, Ustilaginaceae. Gene Ontology annotation, molecular function: structural constituent of cytoskeleton; actin filament binding.